Coccinella septempunctata (seven-spotted ladybird) is the source of this 2360-nucleotide messenger RNA. It is a transcript of the gene flr, whose product is annotated as actin-interacting protein 1. NCBI's taxonomy places the organism in Eukaryota, Metazoa, Arthropoda, Insecta, Coleoptera, Coccinellidae. The transcript has 10 exons. Gene Ontology annotation, molecular function: actin filament binding. Gene Ontology annotation, biological process: sarcomere organization; actin filament depolymerization; positive regulation of actin filament depolymerization. The record is from RefSeq and is a predicted model, not a curated record. Gene Ontology annotation, cellular component: cortical actin cytoskeleton. Bases 227 to 2044 code for a protein of 605 amino acids.
UACCUUUACGGCAAAUGAAAUCAAAAACUUGUAUACAGCAAUAAAAAGCUGGUGAUUGUUAAAAGUGUUUGAUUUUCACACAUUUCGAUUCUAUAAGGGUCAUUCUCUUAAUUCUAGUAUAUCCAAAAAUAGAUUCGGCGAUUUAGAAUAACUCUUACGAAUUGUAGGCGUAGUUUUCUAACAUCUAUUUCCGGUGAAAAUAUCAGUUUCUUUUUAUCUCGGCAAAAUGUCAUAUUCUCCAAAAAGUAUUUUUGCUACCCUACCAAGAACCCAAAGAGGUCAACCUCUUGUUCUUGGGGGUGAUCCAAAAGGAAAAACCUUUCUAUAUACUAAUGGAAAUUCAGUGAUUAUCAGAAAUAUUGAGAAUCCUGCAAUAUCUGAUAUUUAUACCGAACAUUCUUGUCCAGUAAACGUUGCCAAAUAUUCACCAAGCGGUUUCUAUAUCGCAUCUGGAGACCAAAGUGGUAAAAUAAGAAUUUGGGAUACAGUCAAUAAGGAACACAUUUUGAAGAAUGAAUUCCAUCCAUUUGGCGGCCCAAUUAAGGAUAUUGCAUGGUCUCCAGACAACCAGAGAAUGGUGGCUGUUGGAGAGGGUAGAGAGCGUUUUGGACAUGUCUUCAUGUCUGAAACCGGAACAUCGGUUGGUGAAAUUUCUGGACAAUCUAAACCUAUCAACUCCUGCGACUUCAGACCUACUAGGCCUUUUCGUAUUAUCACUGGCUCGGAAGAUAAUACUGUUGCCGUGUUUGAAGGACCUCCAUUCAAAUUCAAAAUGACCAAGCAGGAUCAUUCAAGAUUUGUGCAAGCUGUUAAGUAUUCCCCAAGUGGAAAUCAUUUUGCGUCUGCUGGUUUUGACGGUAAAGUCUUUAUUUAUGAUGGUAAUUCUUCGGAAUUGGUUGGUGAGGUUGGUAGCCCUGCCCAUAGUGGGGGAGUUUAUGGGGUAGUUUGGAGUCCAGAUGGAAAGCAACUAUUGACUGCCAGUGGAGAUAAAACUUCUAGGUUGUGGGAUGUUGAGACUAGACAAAUGGUGUCAGAAUUCGUUAUGGGAGCCACCGUUGAUGAUCAGCAAGUUUCGUGCCUGUGGCAGGGAGAAUAUUUGUUGAGUGUAUCUUUAAGUGGCUUUAUCAGUUAUUUAGACAUAAAUAAUCCUCUGAAGCCGAUAAGGGUAAUAAAAGGACAUAACAAGCCUAUUACAGUGAUGACUUUGAGCGAAGAUCGAAGCACUAUCUUCACAGGAUCUCAUGACGGUUUCGUCACUACUUGGAAUGCUUCGACUGGAGAAAAUGAUAGAGUUGAAGGAAAAGGUCACGGGAAUCAGAUAAAUGGAAUGAAAGCGCAUAAUGGAACGCUCUACACGAUUGGGAUCGAUGACUCUUUAAAACAAAUUGAUAUUGAAGGCAACACAUACAAACCCCAGGACGUCAAAUUAGGUUCCCAACCCAGGGGGAUGGAUAUUCUCACCGAACAAAACAUAAUUGUGACCGCAAGUGUGAACGAAAUCACCAUCGUUCAAGACAACCGUAAAGUCAACAGCCUAAAGGUAGACUACGAACCUUCCAGCGUCAGUUGUUCCCCCAGAAACCAUGUGGCGAUUGGAGGUACCGGAGACUCGAAGGUGCACAUUUACGAGUUGAACGGAACAAACCUGACUCCGUUGAAGGAGUUGACACAUCGUGGAGCGAUAACCGACGUGUCCUAUUCGCCCGAUGAUAACCACCUGGUGGCUUGUGAUGCCAACAGGAAGGUUAUACUCUAUAAAGUUCCUGAAUAUGAGAGCUUGGCACUUGCCAACAAUAAAGAAUGGGGCUUCCACAAUGCUAGGGUCAAUACUGUUGCAUGGUCACCUGAUUCGCAACUUAUUGCAAGUGGAAGUCUUGAUACAAGUAUCAUAAUCUGGUCUGUCGCUAAUCCUGCCAAACACACCAUUAUCAAAAAUGCUCAUCCCCAAAGUCAAAUAACGAAACUGAGCUGGGUGGACAAUGAAACCCUGGUCUCAGUUGGCCAAGACUGCAAUACUAAACUGUGGAACAUUACACCAUUUUAAUGCUAUUUAUUUUCAUAACUUCAUCUUUCAUUUUCAUGUUGAACAAAUUAACAGUAAUUUAUCUUAUCAAUUUGAAUUUAUAUUAUGCAUUUACCUACUAUUGAAUCGAAUUUAUUGUUUUUUCUGUUUGAAAUUUUAUACAAAGCUUUAUUUUAUAUUUUUUCCUAAGUCAACGUAUUUCAAAUGAAAUAUUCGUAUAUCUUGAGUGGUGUUCUUGUUUUUUCUUUGAGGUGUGUAUAAUUUAUAGAACAGUAUUUAGGGAUGUUAUUACUAUUUGAUAAAACUUAUUUAUUGAUAAUAAAUCGAUUGCUCAUAA